Molecule: messenger RNA, 707 nt
Organism: Neltuma alba
Lineage: Eukaryota; Viridiplantae; Streptophyta; Magnoliopsida; Fabales; Fabaceae
Product: ras-related protein RABA1f-like
Exons: 2
Coding region: 1-654 (217 amino acids)
Molecular function (GO): GTP binding; GTPase activity
Source: RefSeq, a predicted model, not a curated record
AUGGGGGCGUACAGAGCGGAAGACGAUUAUGAUUAUCUGUUCAAGGUUGUGUUGAUCGGUGACUCCGGCGUCGGCAAAUCCAACCUUCUCUCCAGGUUCACCAAGAAUGAGUUCAGUCGCGAAUCCAAGUCCACCAUUGGCGUCGAGUUCGCCACCCGAAGCAUUAGCGUGGACGAUAAGGUUGUUAAAGCCCAGAUUUGGGACACCGCCGGUCAAGAAAGGUACCGAGCAAUCACGAGUGCAUAUUACCGUGGAGCCGUUGGAGCUUUACUAGUGUACGACGUUACACGCCACGUAACAUUCGAGAACGUGGAGAGAUGGCUGAAGGAGCUAAGAGGUCACACAGAUGCCAACAUUGUGGUAAUGCUUGUGGGCAACAAGGCAGACCUCCGCCACUUGAGGGCGGUUUCCGUUGAUGACGCCACUGCCUUCGCGGAGCAAGAGAACACAUUCUUCAUGGAAACAUCAGCACUGGAGUCCAUGAAUGUGGAGAAUGCCUUCACAGAAGUUCUGUCUCAGAUAUAUCGUGUGGUGAGCAAGAAGGCACUGGACAUAGGGGAUGAUCCCUCGGCUUUGCCCAAGGGACAGACCAUUAACGUCGGCUCUCGUGAUGAUGUAUCAGCUAUGAAGAAUGCCGGAUGCUGCUCUUCUUGACGAGUAUACGCUCUUAUAUAAUAUAACCUAUAUAUCUUCAUCCAUCUUUUUUG